CACGGGCGGGCCUCGCGCGCGGCUGUUGCGUCAUAAACGGUCGCGGGCAGAUUCGCAUGCAAACGUUGAAAGAUGGCGGCCUCCAUGGUGAGAUGUCUGGGCACUUUGGCAAGCAGAUCUGCAGUGAGGACCUUGACCUCGCUAAACAGCGCAUCUGUGAUAAGGGCUCCAAAAGUGUUCCCUUGUUCUGCUGCACCGCAAGCCACCUUCUCUAGCAGCACUGCUAAAUGCGCGCCAGCAGUAACCCAGCAUGCACCAUUCUUCAAGGGGACAGCUGUCUAUAAUGGAGAAUUCAAAGAGAUCAGUCUAGAUGAUUAUAAGGGCAAAUACCUGGUCCUGUUUUUCUAUCCACUUGAUUUUACAUUUGUCUGCCCCACAGAGAUCAUCUCUUUCAGUGACAAGGCUAACGAAUUUCAGGAUAUCAACUGUGACGUAGUGGGCGUGUCGGUGGACUCUCACUUCACUCACCUUGCCUGGACAAACACAUCUAGGAAGACUGGAGGAUUAGGAAAAAUCCACAUCCCUCUGCUGUCUGAUCUCAACAAGCAGAUCUCCAGAGACUAUGGAGUCCUCCUUGAGGGUCCAGGAAUAGCUCUGAGGGGGCUGUUUAUUGUUGAUCCAAAUGGGUUAGUGAGACACAUGAGUGUCAACGACCUUCCAGUGGGACGCUCUGUUGAGGAGACAUUGCGACUUGUCAAGGCCUUUCAGUUUGUGGAGACACAUGGAGUGGUUUGCCCAGCCAGCUGGACCCCAAAGUCACCCACAAUAAAGCCAACACCGGAGGGCUCAAAGGAGUACUUUGAAAAGGUCAAUUAAAA
Molecule: messenger RNA, 818 nt
Organism: Electrophorus electricus (electric eel)
Lineage: Eukaryota; Metazoa; Chordata; Actinopteri; Gymnotiformes; Gymnotidae
Gene: prdx3
Product: peroxiredoxin 3
Biological process (GO): hydrogen peroxide catabolic process; cellular response to stress; response to oxidative stress
Cellular component (GO): cytosol; mitochondrion
Molecular function (GO): thioredoxin peroxidase activity
Source: RefSeq, a predicted model, not a curated record